CCCCUCAUCGCACAGUUCUCCGACGAAGACCUAGUUGUCGGCGGCGGCGUCGCCAUCUUCCACAUCGCGUCGCAACGCGUCGUGAUAUGUAGUGCGCCCGACCGGCGCGGGGAGAAGUACUACUUCCUGCCUAAAGGGCGGCGUGAUGCAGGGGAAGAUAGCCGCACGGGCGCUGAGAGAGAGGGGUAUGAGGAGUCAGGAUAUCGCAACCGCCUUCUUCCCCUCCCCACAAAGCACCGCCAGCCGCAAGCACACCCGCGCGUCGACUCCCCUCCACUCACUGCGGAACCGGUUUGGAUGCAGAUGAUGCCGCUCGGGUAUGGGUCGAAGCAGUACGUUCUAUACUGGUAUAUUGCAGAAACUCUGCCUCCCGGUCUUGAAGUUGAGUUGGAAACCGAGGUUGGCGCGGCAUACAAGCCGCCACCAGCAUACCCGCAUAGUUUGACGUUGAGGGAUAGAGUGAAGAUGGAGCCGGAGGGGUACGAGCCGCUACAUCAUGAGGGCACGGGAGUUGACGAGGAGGAGGCGACGUAUGAGAGUCAUCUUGUGAGUGUUGAGGAGGCGAUCAAGAAGUUAGGGCGGACUGGAGUCAUGGCUGAUGUGGUGUUGAAGGGGUGGAAGGAGAUUCAGCAUCGGUUCGCGAUGGAA
Messenger RNA from Macroventuria anomochaeta, 648 nucleotides. RefSeq lists its product as uncharacterized. Gene Ontology annotation, molecular function: hydrolase activity. The transcript is spliced from 2 exons. NCBI's taxonomy places the organism in Eukaryota, Fungi, Ascomycota, Dothideomycetes, Pleosporales, Didymellaceae. The annotation marks the transcript as partial. The record is from RefSeq and is a predicted model, not a curated record.